AUGUCGUUGUCUUCCCUAGCCUCUUCCUCCGCGGAGAAUGCGCAGAAGCUGAAGGAGGCGCAGCUGAAGAUCGGGAUGGCGCUGAAAAAUGCACAGUACGCCUUGACAACGCAUGCCCACCGCAGCCUCACCACUGCCCUUCAUGAGAACGUGAAUGCGUUGACGGCGCUUAGCACGUACCUCUCUCUCUCCGGCAGUCCGGUGAAGGCUGCUGCCAUUGCAGGACAAAUGGCUAAGAUUCUCAAGUCUGCCAGCACGUACGUCGCGGCAAAAGAGCGGGGCGGCGGUGGUUGGCAGCGCGGCGAAGGGUCGCACCACAGCAGCUCGCUCAACACGUCCCCAAGCAGCAGCGUUGUGCUCAACGAUCUGGGCUUCAUGCCAGACUCUCCACGCGAGUCUGCCGGACUCGUCGCGGAUCUGCAGCGAGCAGUGGAAGAGCUGAAACAGCAGCGAGACAUGAUGGCAGACGAGAAGCGUGCGCUUGAGGCAGCCUUGAAGGAGUCUCGCCAGCACCCGGUCGUCGUCACCACGCCAUGCGCAGUGGUAGAGGCGCACUCAUCGGAGGUAGCCGACAAAGACGCUGACGCGGCAAUUCGAGAGCUACGCGCGGAGGUAGACAGCUUGAAACACGAGGUGCGCAAGGGACACAUGCGGGCUGCCGCCCUGCAGGAUCAGCUGCACGAGGCGGAGGAGCAAGUCGAAGAUCAGCAAACUCAAGUGCAGGCACUCAGGCUGCAGCUGAGGCAGUCACAGGAGGAGAAACUCUCGCAAGAUGCUGCUUUUUCGAAGAAGGAAGAGGAGAUCAAGGCGCUUCAAGCAGCCUUGCUGCAGAAUUCGCACAACACAAGCUCCCCGUCACCCGCGGUGGCAGCCUCCAACGAUGCAUCCGGGGCUGCCCAGCCCCUUCGCGGUUAUGUGGAUAAGGAUGACUUUGACGCCUUAAAGCUGCAGAACCAGCUCCUUCAGCAAGCGCUGCGCGAGCAGGAGAUACAGCUUCGACCUACCGACUCUCAUGCUGUACUGACCCAACAGACGCUAGAGGAGAUUGAAGCUGAUCAUCAACAGCAGCUGCAGGCGAUGAAGCUCACGAUUCAAAACCAAUACAACCGCGAAACGGAACUCCUCGGCCAACAACGCACUAUGGAAGACAGCAUCGACGAACUGAAGCGACAGCUUCAGCUCAGCAGCAACCGGCAGUGGGUCCAGCAGGAGCGCGAGAAGCAUCUCAACGAGAUGGAUGCAGCCAAGAAGCACAUCGAGCAGCUGCAACACACCAUACAGAAACAAGAGCACAAAAUCGAAGAGCAGAGAACACAGCUCGAAAACAACGCCGAAAACGAGCGUAAACACACCGACACUAUCGUGCAGCUCGAACUUCACCACGAGGAGCAGGUUGCCGAGCUUACCAAGCAACUCCGCGACCUGCAUGACGAACUAAACGCAACUCAUCUUCGACUGCAAGACCUCGGCACCGAACUAGAAGCGCAACAUACACGAACAGCUGCCACCAUCGCCGCUGCCCAACAACAGUGCAGCCAUCAACAGCAGGAAAUCAGCAACCUCACACUGACCAUGACAGCGGAGCGCGAGCAGCACGAGAGCCGUGUGGCGGAGCUGCAGCAGCAGCUGGAGAUGGAGCGCGACCGCGCGGCUGCCAGCCAGUCCACUGUAGAGGAGCGCGAGUCCGCGAUGCAGCAGCGCCUCGCCGAGCUGCGCACCAGCAUGACAGCGGAGCGCGAGCAGCACGAGAGCCGUGUGGCGGAGCUGCAGCAGCAGCUGGAGAUGGAGCGCGACCGCGCGGCUGCCAGCCAGUCCACUGUGGAGGAGCGCGAGUCCGCGAUGCAGCAGCGCCUCGCCGAGCUGCGCACGAGCAUGACAGCGGAGCGCGAGCAGCACGAGAGCCGUGUGGCGGAGCUGCAGCAGCAGCUGGAGAUGGAGCGCGACCGCGCGGCUGCCAGCCAGUCCACUGUGGAGGAGCGCGAGUCCGCGAUGCAGCAGCGCCUCGCCGAGCUGCGCACCAGCAUGGCAGCGGAGCGCGAGCAGCACGAGAGCCGUGUGGCGGAGCUGCAGCAGCAGCUGGAGAUGGAGCGCGACCGCGCGGCUGCCAGCCAGUCCACUGUGGAGGAGCGCGAGUCCGCGAUGCAGCAGCGCCUCGCCGAGCUGCGCACCAGCAUGACAGCGGAGCGCGAGCAGCACGAGAGCCGUGUGGCGGAGCUGCAGCAGCAGCUGGAGAUGGAGCGCGACCGCGCGGCUGCCAGCCAGUCCACUGUAGAGGAGCGCGAGUCCGCGAUGCAGCAGCGCCUCGCCGAGCUGCGCACCAGCAUGACAGCGGAGCGCGAGCAGCACGAGAGCCGUGUGGCGGAGCUGCAGCAGCAGCUGGAGAUGGAGCGCGACCGCGCGGCUGCCAGCCAGUCCACUGUGGAGGAGCGCGAGUCCGCGAUGCAGCAGCGCCUCGCCGAGCUGCGCACCAGCAUGACAGCGGAGCGCGAGCAGCACGAGAGCCGUGUGGCGGAGCUGCAGCAGCAGCUGGAGAUGGAGCGCGACCGCGCGGCUGCCAGCCAGUCCACUGUGGAGGAGCACGAGUCCGCGAUGCAGCAGCGCCUCGCCGAGCUGCGCACCAGCAUGACAGCGGAGCGCGAGCAGCACCAGAGCCGUGUGGCGGAGCUGCAGCGGCGCGUAAGCGAGCUUGAGGCUACUUUAAAGGCUGAGAAUGACGCUCAUGUCGUAGCUGUGGGGGAUUUGAGGGCGCUACUGGACGCUGAGCACAAGCGAGCUGACAUGGCGCAAGUGGAUGCCGGGAAAAAUAUGAAGAAAGCUGUGCAGGAUUCCAAGGUCUUCGCGGAAGCGCAUGCAGCGGAGGUUCGAAAGCUGAACGAUGAGCAUACUGCAGAACUGGAGCGAGUGCAGAAGGGCCACGCGCUAGACUUGGAUCGUGUGUGCUGCGAGGCAGCCACAAAGUGUGCUGUGGCGUCGCAGCCUGUGGACUGGUUGAAGGAGGAGAACGAGGUUCUUAAGGUGCAGGUGAAGGAGUGGGAGGAAAGGCACAAGGAGGAGGCGAAGGAGAAGAUGGCGGCACUGGCCAAGGUGCGGCAGACCGAGCAGAUUUUGUCCUCCUGCAAGGGCGAGCUCCAGCGUCUCAAGGACGAAUGCGCGUCCAUGCAGAAGUCGAUGGGGAAAUCUCUGGAGGAACGCGAUGCCGCUUUGAAGAGGCUGAAGGACGGCUCUCAGCUGGCAGAAGAAGCUCAGGCAAACCUAGUGCGUCUUGAGGCACUGCGCAAGGAGCUGGAUGAGGUGCAGAAGCGGCUCGACACAGCUGACAAGGAUAAGGCCCUCCUGGCGUCCCGCUACAAGCGCGCGAGCACCGAAAAGGACGAGUGUGCCGACGCUGCCAGAAAGCUGCUGACUCAGUAUAAGGAGAUAGCGGCGACACAUGAGAAGCUGGUGGCUCAACUAGCUGCAGCCGAGGCAUUGGCAGCGGCGAAGAGCAGGGAGGUCGAGGAGCUCACACGGGCAGCUGCCAUCGAUGCAGACCUCACAAGCACUGGACUGCAGGAUGAUGCAGUGAGGGCAGGGGCACACAAGGUCUUGACGAAUACGGUGAGAGAAAAGCAGGAGCGAAUCGAGGAGCUGGUGGCCGAGGUCGACGGGAUGGCAAGUGAAAAUCGAAGACUGAAGUCGGAGCUGGACAAGGCACAAUUUCGCCAGGUGGCGACCUAUCGGCUGCCGCUGGCUGCUGAGCCAACCUCGAUGCAAUCAGUCUUUGCGCGGGACAUGCUGAGCUCACUGGCGGAGAUGCGUGUCAUUCUGAGCGCGAUGCACGCGCAACUACUUCCUAUUCUGGAGCAGCGCCGUGCGCAAGAGCGUUCCCGUGCUGCCGCAGCAGCGAGCCCCUCCGCCUCCACAAGCGCAGCGGAGGCUCUAGAAGAGCUGCACACGGCAAUGGAGUCAGCCCACGCGGUGGCGCAAGCUACCCUGGAGCACUUUGAUGCUAAGGCACGCCAGCUCUUUGUGUCUGCCGAUCUGCAAAGUGUUGUUUAUGGCAAGCUACUUGCCACUCUGCAACAGCCGCAAGGCAAGCAUGCCACAUCUGCGCUCACGCCCGCCUUGGUGGAUGUUUCACUCGUACGUGUCUGUGCUGCCCUUUUCGGAGAGACAUGCUCUGGCCCAGUGCCAGGAUGGGAGGAGAACGAGCGCCAUGGUGGAGCGAGGAAAAUGCCCAGUCAUGCUAACCAACGCUACCGCUCAGACAACGCCUGCAGUGCAGCUCGAGGCUGCGCCGUUGCCGCUGAAAAUGAUGGGCGAGUUACUGCCUCCACUGCUGCAGAUCGCAAGUCCCUGUCGAUGUGGUCGCAUUGUCGCGCCUUUUCGAGCGCACCGACUGCGUUCACUUCCCCUGCAGGCGCAGGCAAUCGAGACACUUCUGCCCACACCCUGAGCCCCGCCCGUCGGCGCACAGACGACUGCGAGUUUGGCAUGCUGAGCGAUGCCAGGUACAGGCGGCAACCUCCCCGAGCUGGACCUCACCGUCGGUCCUCCUUUGGGAAUUUUGCGGUGGCCCAAGCGAGUAUCUCGCUCGCGGAGGAACGUGCUGGGCUGCGCACUGCCCCUACACCGCCAUGGAAAUAG
This is a messenger RNA of Leishmania mexicana MHOM/GT/2001/U1103, 4626 nucleotides long. RefSeq lists its product as hypothetical. The coding region runs from base 1 to 4626 and encodes 1541 amino acids. The transcript has a single exon. The record is from RefSeq and is a predicted model, not a curated record. Lineage: Eukaryota; Euglenozoa; Kinetoplastea; Trypanosomatida; Trypanosomatidae.